Molecule: messenger RNA, 2328 nt
Organism: Dioszegia hungarica
Lineage: Eukaryota; Fungi; Basidiomycota; Tremellomycetes; Tremellales; Bulleribasidiaceae
Exons: 1
Coding region: 1-2328 (775 amino acids)
Source: RefSeq, a predicted model, not a curated record
AUGCCCGUUCGUGAAGUACCCGAAGCCGAGAUCCAGUCUUACAUCAACUCUCUUACGAGCGCCGGUGGCAAGAACAGCUACGGGACCCCUUCAACACUUACCAAACUCAAUUUCAAGCCCUAUUCCCGAUCUACUUUGCAGCAGCCUGUCUCGACUCGUCAUGCUGAAGAGCAUACUUCGGUACCGUGGGCUCCUGGGGUUGCUCGAUCUCCCGCUUGGCUCGAGCCCGAUAUGGCCACUCAAGGCAGCAGCCGCCAUAGGCAGGAUAUGCGCAGGUGGAGUGAAGAGCAGCGCGGGCCACGCCGAGCAGAGGAAGCAGUGAUGUCCAAUUCGCAGGGAGGACGGGCAGAGCUUGGGGGACGACAGUCCGGCGCCGGCUCAUUGGCUCCUGCUAUCAAGAGAGAAGACGCCGAUGAGGAUGAUGAUUCCUUCGAGACGAUCGAAGAAGACUCGCUUGAUAGCGGUGACGAAGCGUCAGACACUCUCAGCACUGGACGGUCGGGCAUCAAGAGGGACGACUCCGAUGGCGAGGAUGAUUCCGUCGAGGCGAAGCAUGAAGAUGCGCUUAGCGGCGAUGAAGCGUCAGAUACUCCCGGCCCUCGACGGUCGGGUAUCAAGAGGGAUGGCGCCGAUGGCAGGGAGGAUUCCGUCGACUUGAAGGAUGAAGAUGCGCUUAGCGGUGAGGAAGAGUCAGACACUCCCAGCCCUGGACGACUGGGCAACAAGAAGGAAGAAGCCGAUGGGGGGGAGGAAUACGUCGAGAUGGGGGAUGACGACGCGCUUAGCGGUGAUGAGACUUCAGACACUCCUAGCCCUGGACUGUCGGUCCUGAAGAGGGAAGACUCUGAUGGGGAGGAGGAUUCCGUCGUGAUGAGCGAUGAUGACGAGCUUAGCGUGGAUGAAGAAUCAGACUCUCACAGCUCUAGACGGUCGGUCACCAAAAGGGAGCACGCAGAUGGGGAGGUCGAGUCCCUCCAUACGAGCAAUGAACACCGACCUGACGUGGCCGAAAGUCCAAGUGCGCCCAGCCCUGUGAAGUCCGACAUCGCCGCCAGCCCGACCAUCGAGCCUGCGAGAAAAAAGCCUUCGCGAAUCCUGACAAGGUCGAGGGCGAACCCUCAGGUCGGAGAUGGUUUGGCUGAGCAGCUCGAAAAUGACGCUUUGUGGGAUCCCCGCUUCUUGCUCGGCGCUGCGGGAGCGCACACAAGGGUUACCGACGGAUCAACCCAGGAGAGCGUUCAGUACUCGUCCCGUACUGCCACAAACUCGGCCGCCUUUGAUCCAAGCCAGAUCAGUGAAGUGUAUGCGAAUGACACACAACCAUCUGCAGAGCGGGACGCAGCGUUAUGUCUCUUCGCCAGCACACCGAAGAAGCGGGAUGAUCUUAGCUCGUAUGAGCCUGGUAUGCAGCGGUUUUGGGCGCUGUACAGAGACAGUGCCGGCAACAUCGACGAGACAACAAGGCAGUUCAUGCAAGAGGUGAUGACUGCUUCCGAGCGGAGUAUGGACAGAUCUAUACCCGUGAAGAAGAGAACAUCAAACCGGAGGGCCUGGAUACGAGGUUCGGUGAGGCAGCACCUCGAGCGCAUGCUCGCCGGAUCUGCCCAUGAGCCACCCAAAGUACCUGUCAAGGUCACGAAGCGGCGGAAGGCUGGUCUCACGGGCACAUACAUCAACAGUACUAUCCUAGGCGAUCCCGUCAGGUUCCUAGCGCGACUGAAGGUGCUGGGGUCCGAUGGUGCAGCCCACGCUAUCGACAGCUUGGUGGAUGAGGCGUGGUUUGAGAGCCAAGUCGGAGAAAUCCCGGAUCCCGGCGUUGCGGAUCUACGGACUUCCAACAAAAUCCGAAGGCGGCGCUUCAGAUUUCGAGAGGCAGCGAUCGAGCACAUGUCACAAGAGCUCGCCUUCGUGCAGGAGGACAGUGCCCAGCUUGCCGAGAUCAGAUCGGAGCUGCAGACGCGUACUUUUGGUACUGCCAAGGCAACUCUGAUGGAUACUUACAUCAACGGUAGCGUCCUCGGCGAUCAAUCCAGACUUCUAGCGCGACUGCGGACGUCGGAGUCCGAUAAUCCAGCGGGAGCUAUCGACAGCCUGGUGCAUGAAGCAUGGCUCGAGAGUCAAGCCGGAGAAACCCCGGAUCCUGGCUCUGUGGAUAGACGUGCGUCCGACAGGAUUCGAAGGCGGCAUUUCAGAUUCCGUCAGGCGGCGAUGAAGCAUAUAUCGCAAGCGCUCCACCGCGUGGAAGAGGACAAUGAUCAACUCGCCGGGAUCAGGUCAGAAUUGCAGGCACGCCUUCUCGCUACCUCGAAGCUGGCGCAAGAGGAGUAG